CGAUUUGUCGAUGACGGUGGACGACAGCAACAGCAAAACGGCAAUAGCGUGUGUGAAUUAAUUUUGAUUUUAAACAAAGUGUCUUUAUUUUUAUUCGUUGUGCUAUUAUCUGCCAUCGCUUUCGCUCAUGUGACGGUCCAUAUGCGAGCGCGUGCGAUAGUGAGAGCUUUUCCCCAAUUGUGUACAAUUUUCAAAUAUUUCCUAAUUAAGUUUAUAAUUAAAAUUAAUUGAAAAAUUACAUACAUAUGCUUAAAUGCUUUUAUAAGUGAAGAAUAAAUACAAAUGAUUGAGUGCUUCCAGUGACCACAGUAUGCGGACAGUGCAUAUCUGUACGAGUAUGUGAAUUUGGUUCAUACGUAUGUAUGCGUAUACCUGGUGUUUGAAUAACGAAUAAACAUAAUUGAGCAGUUCAAAAUACAAAUGAAAAAAAUCCCAGCGCAGCGGAAAAGCACUUGACCACCAAAAGGUGCAAAUGGCAACUCACGUCCUCCUGUUAUCUGCUUAAACCAGACAAAUCAUUCUGCGUUACCGCCUCGGAAUUUCAUAUUUGAAAUAUUUAAACUACACAACCAACAUAACUGCAUAUGCAAUAGGGUAUAUGCCGAGAUAUACCUUACGAAAGACGUAGCAAAACAGUGAAUGAGUGCGAACGCCAAAGGAGGGCAGCUGCUACACUUUUUUUAUUUAAUAAUAUUGACAGAGAGCGCUCUCGCCAUAAGAGAGCAGUCGUCAGAGCCGCAGCGCUUGCAGAGCAGCCCAAAAAGGCAAAAGCCGAACGAGUCAAAACAAAUUGUCUACGAAGAGACAGCAAAAGCAGAGCGCCAAAUAGCCUGGCAAGGCAAUACACGCCAAAAACACUAAAAAGACCCCCACAAAUUCACAAGCUAACACACAUACCCCCCAGCGAACAACAACAACAGCGAGAGCAAUAAAAACGCACCGAGCACUACUAACUAGCAGAAUCGAAAACUACAGCGCUGUGAGCGUUUCUAAGCUGUGUGCGAGCAAGUUGAGUGGUCAGGUUUGCUGGGCCACAGAGCUCAGUUGACUGCAAAGCGUUUGAAAUUUUUAAGUUUGCGAAACUCACUCAGUCAGUCAGUAGUCAGUAUUUAUUUGCUCAGCCGAGUGACGACCGCUUGGAGACGGUACGCGCGGCAUUUAAGGGUUAAACAGAAAAAUUGUUUUUUAAAUAAAUUUCUAUUUGAGCAACACCCCUUUGCGGCCGGCGAGAUCCGAGAGCGAGCGUACCACGAGCGUUGGUCUGACAUAGCGAUGGCGUUGUCGUCGUCGUCAUAAUCAAAGCACGUUUUUCCUUAGCUGGCUGCGGCGCACAUACUACUACAUAGAGACUUAAAAAUAUGUAUUUGGUUAUGUAGUGCUAGCUAUGUUUGGCCAGUGAAAUAGACAGACGAUACGGCACGCUGCCGUAAAGCGACAACAAAACAUCGUGUAAAAUCAACGAAUUUGACUGCCUCCACGAUUUGGUGUCGAGUGUGACGACGCUUACCUACCCAAAUAUCAAAAAAAAAACAAAAGAAACAAAAAAAAAAUAUCUUUAAACAACGAUAGACGCACAGGAGAAUGGCUGAACAGUUGGCCGGUCGGAACGUCUUGCUUCGUUAAGCUAGUGCCUGUUGUUUCCCUGACUGCGUGCGCUUGUCUGCUUGCCUGACUGCCUGCCUGCCUUACGCGUAAUCACACUACGAAGGAAGUGGAAGCCGACGGUGGAAAAAGAGAAGCAGAGCCGGAGGCAGAAGAAAACUCGUCGUCAUCGGCGUACUCAUCGCCUCGUCGUCAUCGUCGUUGCCGUUGUUAUCGUCGGUUGUGUGCGAGCAGCGCGCGUGAGUGUGUGAAAUCAAAAUCCUCAAAAUUGUCGCUGCCUGCCUACGGUUAACUACUUCCUUCAGCAUAUCCAGACAGAUUCACAUUUAGUACGAGAUCUGUGCGGUACGGUGCGUGACGGCAAUAUUUUCGGUUUAAGCGGCAAACACAAUACGAUUUUGUUUCGUUACGAAGUCGACUGAGCUCGAUUGAAAUCAUUCGUCUCGUUACGAUACGAUUUAGGCUGCUGCUGCUGUUGAUUUAGUGCGCUGCUGCGGUCAGCAAGAACAAAUAACACAUAAAACAUCCAAAAAUAAAAAUCAGAAAAUAAAAUUGUCUACAAAAAGUGCAAAAUUAUUGGAGAAACUUGUGGCCAUACUAGUUGUGCAGUAUCGCAGGUCGUCACUACUACACAGAUACAAACGGAUAUGGGUAUGAAAAAUGCAAAGCAACAACAACAAGACACAACUAAUGACGCAGAAAAGUAGUUGUGGAAGGUAAGCAGCGCAUAGAAAGUUGCAAUACAUUGAGCAUUGUGAACAUGCGACACGGCGCUAAGCAGCAGCAUAUACUAUAUACCGUCGUAGAAGACGCAGCUGAGGUAGCAGGACUUAAAUAUAGCGGCAGCUAAACGCUUGAUGACAGCGUUACGGGCACAAAAUACCAGCAUUAUAUACACGCAACAAGCAUUUGAAGAACGCUCGAAUGUGGCAUAAAGAAAUUCGUCUAACGCGCAGACUAGACACAGAUAAAAUAGAAAGACUAGCCGAAAACUAAGUACGCUGCUAACCGUAACGAGUUUAUAAAAAUUAAAAUACACACAUAACGGCAUAGAACGAAUGUAAUAAAAUACGACUGUGGCGCAGAAAUGUGGCAAAAGUAAUAAAAAUAAUAGAAAAUAAUAAAAAUAAGCGAAAAGUAAAGGAAACCUCACAGCUAAAAGGCCAGAAACAAGUAAAAACGUCAAGCAAACGGAAAGAAAACUAAGAAAAUUAAAGUGAAAAUCCAACUGAAACACGCUGCGCUGCGGCUUUACUGCCUUUCUGACUGACUGACUGCCUGCUGCCUGCUUGACGCUCGCACACGCCAGGGCCGGCCGGAGCAACAGCAACAACAACACAGUCUAGUAGUAGGGGGGAAAUAGCGAUAGCAAACAGCUAGAGGCACACUUCCAACAAUUGCGCGACAAGCCAGCUAGUCAGACAGCAAUCGAGCGACGCGUCGGCAUGCGACGAGACGAAGCCGUUUUCGUAAAGCGAAGAAAAGUGGCGAAAGAAAAUUCAUAAUUUUUAAUAUUUAAAAUUAAAGUGGAAGCAAAUACACACAAACACACGCACACGAAUACUAGCAUACAGCGCAAAGCGAUGAAAAUUGAGCGAAAAUAGAUAGCGGCCGUUGUAGUUGUUGUACGCGUAUAUAUGUAUAUACAUAGUUGUAGUGGUGUUAGUGAAUAGAAAAUAUCUGCACAAGAAAGUGCAAUUGAAUAUUGAAUAGGCACAGGCAUAGCCAAAGCAAAGCAAAGCGUGUGUGUGCUCUCAAACCAAACCAAACCAAAACGUCAACGCCAACGUCAAGGCGGGGCAAAGGAAGCGCACGCUUACAACCACAACAACAGCAAUAACAAAAACUACAAUAAAAUCACUCAAGCAAUUGUUCAAAUGUGCGCGCAUGUGUGUGGUUAAUUCAAAAGUAAAAUCGAAUUAAAGCGACGUAUGGGGUAUAAGCGUCUGCAAUAGUAUUUGUGUAUAGGCAUAUGCGCGCGUGUGUGUCUAGUAUAUGUGUGGUGUUGUUGGGCAUGUGCUGAGUAUAUGCACUUGUGCUUUCUUUACAAUAUUAAGUUUAAGCAAUUGUGAAGUGCUGUUGUUACAAUAUUAGUUAAGAAAAAAUAUAUAAAAAAUAUAAGAAUUAAAAUUAAAAAAAUAAAAAUAAAAGAAAAUUUAUAAAUUAAAACUAACAAAUAAUAUAUGUAGCUUAAGUUGAAACGUUGCUGAAAAUUACAACAAUAAACUAAACUGGUCUACGUGCUUUCCAUAAACGGGAAGACCAACAAAUUAUGUGCCAUUUUCUAAACUAAUUAGUACAGUCGAACCGAGACUAAAGCAUAAAAUACAAAAUAAAACCACAAGUAAUCAAAUUAAAUGAUGUAAAAUUAGUGUAUAUAAUAAUCCAUAAGUAAUAACAAAAACAACAAAUUUACAUGCUAAGCUUAGUGUAUUAUGUGCUAAUUACAACAAUGAAGAUAUAGUAAAUAAAAUAACACCGAUAUUUCCUAUAAUGCAAAGAAGCUUUAAAACUGCAACAAUAACAAAAAUCGAAAAAAAUAAAAUAAAAAACAAGUGGAAAUUAACAAGGUCGUAGGUAUUCUUAACAGUAUUAUUAACACGUUAACACACAAACUUCCACCUACCAAACCAAAACAACACGCGUGACCCCCACAACGUGAAAAAAAAGGAAAAUCAAAAAAAAAAACAUCCAAUACAAAACAAUCAUAAUAAAGCAACAGUGCACUAGCAGCACAACACGGUGCCACACAGCGCGCAAACACGACGCGACAAACCCACACAACAAAAAAAAAAGUAAUAAACAACAACAAACACAAGCGAAAGGCGCAUAAAACACAGGCUGGAGCAAAACCGUGUGGAGUCGACGCAGACAUACAAAAAGCGUGCGCCUGAAUUAGAAAAAUAACACAAAACAACGCAAACACACACAUACAACAACCAUCAGAAAAAAGAAAAACGAAAAUGUCCUGCAUAUCCAGCAAUUUCAGCUCGUUCUUCCUCAAUUCCCUCAACGAUUCAUCAGAAUUCGCCAAGUAUUUGAGCAAUGGCGAGUUAAAGUUUUCGUCCUUCGAGGAUUUUCAAGUGUUCGGCUCGGGUGCGGGCACUGGCACGUCACCAGGGUCGCCAUCGCCAGCAGCUGGUGCCGCAGCCUCAUCAACAUCAUUAACAGCGCAGCAGGCAGCAUCGCAGCAACAGCAACAACAACAGUAUUACAAUGGUGGUGGUGGUAAUAGUGGUAGCAACAACAAUGCCAAUAUAAGCGCUGGCGCCAACACAACGGGGUUACCAAGCGGCAUUGAACAGCCAUAUAAUAAUGGUGUGGCCGCAAUGAAUUCCAUUGGUAAUUGUGGCGGCACGGAAACGGCCAGCACUUCCGCAUUAACACCCGCCAACGCUUCCAAUACGGCACCGGCCGGCGUGCAACAGCUGCAACAUGGCGCACAUUUGCAUGCCGCACAUCAUACACACCAACAUCCCAAUACUCAUCUGUCACAGCACCCGCAUCCACAUCCACAUGCGCAACAUCCUUACGCCGGUCAUGCACCGCACACACCUGGCAGUCUAGCCGCUCCCAGCAAUGCCUUUCACCCACACAAUCACCUCGCUUCACCGCACCUGACAACAGCUGCGACGACGCCAAAUUAUCCGACAACGCCACAGCGUUGGACUACAGCUGCCGGUGCGAGUCCAAUGGUUAGCGCCACGUCCGGCACACCACAUCCUAUAACACAAUUGCAGAAUAGCAAUCAAUCGGGCGCGCCUAUUGCUGCCAAUCCGAGUGGUGCACAGCAUUUCGAUGGUUCCUUUGAAUUCCUAAAAUACCUGCGUCACUCGAACGAUUACAAUAAUAGCGAACCGCAAGGUGAUGUUGCCGCUGGCAACGCCUCAGCUGGUCAAGCGCAAGCAUCAUCAUCAUCGUCGUCUAGCUUGAUCGAUUUGGAUAGUAGCACGUCGCAUAAGUCACGUUCUUCACGCAAAGCCGCCGCUCUAUUGUCUUCCGUAUCGCGCACUUCGAAUAGCCUUGAUGCCAAUGCGCUGGACGUCUUCGAUCAUGAUUCCAAACACACCAUUUUCGAUAUGCAUCACAUUACGGCUACAAAUAGUUCCAACUCAAAUGAAUCAUCCAUGGAGGUAUCCAAUUUGGCCUUUCCCAGCUCACACCUCAACGCUUCCAACUCGAAUACUUCUUCUGAGGGCGCCGCCACAGGCAGUUCGGAUUUCGCUUUGCUACACUCAAGUUCGGCGGCUAGCGCGCCCAAGCCAUUGGCUACCUUCACCAUCAAAGACAACUUUGAUGUGCAUCCAUCGCAUAAGGUGGAGGAGGGCAUAUUCCAGCAUAUGAAUAAGUUGCCGGCGAAGAAGAAGGAAAAUUUGAAACAAUUGGGUGUGCGUUUCACCGGUCAAAUGACGCUCUCGGAUAAAUCGAUAGUUGUCGAAAACUUCAUCAAGUUCUGUCAGGAGUACGACGUACAGGAUCAUCGACCAUUUCUCUCACUCAAUCAAAGUGGCUUAAAUAAGGCGGAUCAAAUAAAGUUUGCACGUUAUUUGGGACAGGGACUACCCACAUUUACGCUUUUCUGCAUUUAUAGUAAUUUCAAGAAUCUUUUCUGCACUAAACGAACAGAAAUCUACACAAAAGAUGGUUACAAUUUGCCUUAUAUAUUGGACAAAACGAAACGUUUUCUAUCGAAUACAACAGCAGAUUUAAAAAACAUGGUGCAUCAGCAAUCCAGUGAUGGCAUGGAUGUGGGACCGAAUGCUGGCGGUGGCUUGGAUGGUGUCCGAGUCGGCAGCGGAUUUGAUGCGUUACCAGCGCGUUGUAUAAUGCCAAAGGUUUUGGAAAAUCUAAUGAUUUACGAAAAUUUCGAUGUACACGAAACACAUCGUGUCGAGGAUGGGGUCUGUACACAUAUAACACGUUUGCCGCCGAAAAAGCAGGAAAUAUUCAAACAGUUCGGUAUUCAGAGUAAUCAAACGGUAACCUUUUACGAAAAGUACAUAAUCGUCGAAAACUUCAGCAAAUUUUGCAAUGAAUAUAAGAUUUCCGAUCAUAGACCCUUUUUGGACUUCCAUGAGAGUGGCUUACCCAAAUGUGAGCAGGUCAAAUUUGUACGAUAUUUGGGGCAGGGACUACCAAAUUUGACACUCAACAAGAUAUACUUAUCCUUCAAGGAUUUAUUGGGAAUGAAUCGCAUUGAGAAAACAACCGCUGAUGGCUACAAUUUGGAUAUGAUUUUGAAGAAGAAGAAAAAGAAUUUAUACAAUCGCAUGCAGGCCGCAGUUCAUAGAGAGAGUAGUGAACCGGCGCCGUCAACUCAAGCCAACAACACCCAACCGACAACCGCACAACCGACGCAUCUCGAUGGCUUCAAGACCUAACAAUAACCAUUACAAGCGCACGAGUGCUAUAGCAUGGAGUGGCGACUAGGCGUGAUGUGGCGGUGGAGUGCAAAGCAAAUGAAAGGAUUAAACUUGAAAUUAUACUUCCUGGAACUGGACCCGAAACUGUUGUGUCUUCAAAAAUUCAUGCAAAAAAUUAUGUUAAUUAAAAAUUAUUAAAAUUAAAUGAAAAACACGCGAAAGUAGAAAGAAAAUAUUCAUAAGUGCUAAAUUUAGAGGUUAUGGUUGUUAAGUUCAAAAUUUGUUUUGAUAAAAAAAACCAAAAAAUAAACAAAAAUCAGUGCGAAAGGACAAAUUUCUUAAAAACUAAAUGUGUGCAAAUUAAGACAAGCACACGUUAAUAAACUAUAUACAAAUACAGCAAAGAAAAAAACAAAGAAAAAAAUCAAAAACAACAGCAAAAGCAAUGUAGCGAUGUAUGCUAAGUUAGAGAUAAAUGAGGAUUCACAUUAAAAAAGUGUAAUGAUUGCAAGAAUAUUAAACAAAUCAAAAGAUAUGUAACACAAAGCUAGAAGAAGCAUUAGAAUUUUGAAGAAAUAUACAAUCAGAUAAUUUAUAACAUUAAAAUUCGU
Molecule: messenger RNA, 7576 nt
Organism: Bactrocera latifrons
Lineage: Eukaryota; Metazoa; Arthropoda; Insecta; Diptera; Tephritidae
Exons: 8
Coding region: 4566-6983 (805 amino acids)
Source: RefSeq, a predicted model, not a curated record